This is a messenger RNA of Lycium barbarum (goji berry), 1508 nucleotides long. RefSeq names its product transcription initiation factor TFIID subunit 8. Gene Ontology annotation, molecular function: protein heterodimerization activity. Gene Ontology annotation, cellular component: transcription factor TFIID complex. The transcript is spliced from 2 exons. Bases 162 to 1286 code for a protein of 374 amino acids. The record is from RefSeq and is a predicted model, not a curated record. Lineage: Eukaryota; Viridiplantae; Streptophyta; Magnoliopsida; Solanales; Solanaceae.
GAUCUAAACACUCCAUUUUCUUGGUUUGUACCGUUAGGGUUUAUCAAAAAUUUCUUCAUAAACCCUUGUUUUUUCUCUAAAUUUCAAAUCCAUGUCAAUUUACUAAUCAAGAACUCAGUACCCAAGUUUCAAUUUCACACAAAAAUCAGCUGAAUUUGAAUAUGACCGUUGGAGGUAAUGCCGAGGAUAAAAGGGAGAAAGAGAAAGAGAGUACUAUUGUUGAUAAUACGAGGGAAGAAAGAGCUGGUUCGGAUGAUUUUGGGCGAGCAAUAUCGAGGACUGCGGUGGCACAAAUAUGUGAAAGUAUUGGGUUUGAGAUCUUUAAUGAAUCUGCUCUUGAAUCGCUUGCAGACAUUGCGAUUAAGUAUAUACGUGACCUAGGCAAGACUGCUAGUAGUAGUGCUAAUUUAGCUGGAAGAACACAGUGCAAUGUGUUUGAUAUUAUUCAAGGAUUAGAGGAUAUGUGUGCCUCUACGGGUUUUCUUCGUGCAUCUGAGGUGAACCGUUGUGGGUUAAAUUCUGGUAUUGUAAGCGAGAUGGUUGAGUAUGUGGAAUCUGCUGAAGAGAUUCCGUUUUCUCAAUCUCUUCCGCAUUUUCCGGUGGUAAAACAUCCAAAGAUGAUACCUAGUUUUUCGCAAAUUAAUGAAACACCGGCGUUUAAACACGUACCUCCAUGGUUGCCUGCAUUUCCUGAUCAGCAUACUUAUGUACGGACCCCCACGUGGAAUGAGAGAGCAUCUGAUCCUCGAGCUGAUAAAAUCGAAUUAGCAAGACAGCGAAGGAAAGCAGAAAGAUCUUUAUUAAAUUUACAGCAGCGAUUGUUGUGCAAUGGUUCAGCAGGAGCAUCAACUUCUAUGCAGCAGCCAGAUGAUGUUGGUAUAAGUAAAAGUGAAAAUCCGUUCCUUGCAAAACCUUUUCAAGCUGGUGAGAAAGCUGUGGAACCCCCAGUGGCUCUUCCAGCUAAACUGCUUUCUAGUGAGGUGGCAGACAAUAAUAAAAAUCAUGUUUCUUUGCUGGAGACGUUUUCCCCUGCAAUUGAGGCAAUGAAGGAUGGGUUUGAUGGUUCGGAGAAGAAACUUCCGGACAAGAGGCCGGCUGUCUGUUUAGAGUUUAGACCGGGAAAGAAGGGCUUAGGUGAUUCUUUGGAUCUGAGGCUUUGGAAAAAGGGUUCGGGGAGAAACGCUUCGUUGUUCAGGCGGGAUGAUGAAAGAGAUGACAAGAAGAGGAGAGCUGAGUUAAUAUUGAGGCAAUCUAGGGAAAAUCAGCAGGAGUUAACACAGUUGUAAAUUAGUUGGUUAGCUUGAUGGGGUACGUACUUCCGUUCCCUGUUCAAAACAGCAGCAAUUGAUUAGGUUUAGGUAAAAGUCAGUCAUACUGUAAUUCUUCUGUGGAUGUCACAGAGUCUAUUUGGAUGUCGAGAUGUAGUAGCGUAGAGCAUUUUUUGAGGUUAGUCAUUGUUCAUUCUGAGAAUCUUUUUCUUUUGCAAAUGAAGUUUCUCCUUCUAUAUA